Messenger RNA from Acanthisitta chloris (rifleman), 407 nucleotides. It is a transcript of the gene AGPAT5, whose product is annotated as 1-acylglycerol-3-phosphate O-acyltransferase 5. Gene Ontology annotation, cellular component: mitochondrion; endomembrane system. NCBI's taxonomy places the organism in Eukaryota, Metazoa, Chordata, Aves, Passeriformes, Acanthisittidae. The record is from RefSeq and is a predicted model, not a curated record. The annotation marks the transcript as partial. The transcript has 3 exons. Gene Ontology annotation, molecular function: acyltransferase activity.
AGAUGCUGCUGUCGCUGGUGCUGCACACCUACUCCAUGCGCUACGUCCUGCCCGCCGCCGUCAUGAUGGGCACGGCGCCCACCUACGUGCUGGCCUGGGGCGCCUGGCGCCUGCUGUCCGCGCUGCUGCCCGCACGCUUCUACCGCGAGGUGGACGAUCGGCUCUACACCAUCUACCAGAGCAUGGUGCUCUUCUUCUUCGAGAACUACACGGGCGUGCAGGUAAUAAUCUACGGGGAUUUGCCAAAAAAUAAAGAAAAUGUAAUAUAUUUAUCAAACCAUCAGUGUACAGUUGAUUGGAUUAUUGCAGACAUGCUGGCAAUUAGGCAGGAUGCUCUGGGGCAUGUCCGCUAUGUCUUGAAGGAUGGCUUAAAGUGGCUUCCCCUGUAUGGGUGGUAUUUUUCACAG